GGUAGCUCCAUCUCCAGCAGCAGCAGCAGCAGCAGCGUCGUCGUCGUCUCAGCAGCAGAACUCGGUGCAGCAGCUCCAGGACCCGGGCAGGAUGCUCCCGCUCCGAGUGUGGCUUGGCAGCAGCGCCCCAGUGCCCAGGCUCCUGGGGCCGGGGCCCCACAGUCUCUUGGCCCAGCUGGUGGGGGACAUGCAGAUGCACCUGGAGGAGAUGGAGCGACUGAGACACUCCCUCCUUCUGGCUUAUCCCCUUCUCUGUGGGGAGGGUGAGGGGAGGAGGCCAAGGCCGAGCAGCCGGUCCCUGGCGGAGGGUGCUGGGAAAGAGCCCGGCUCCCAGGCGCAGGGGAAGGACAAGUUCCAGCUCUCCAUGGACGUGAGCGGCUUCUCCCCAGCUGAGCUGAUGGUGAGAGUGGACGGGAGGAAGCUGACGGUGACGGGGAAGCAGGAGAAGAAAACGGCGUCGGAGGCUGGAGUCUGCUCCCACGAAUACAGAGAGAUCCGCAGAGAAACUCUCCUGCCGGAAGACGUGAACGUGGAGGCCGUGCUCUGCUCCCUGUCCCAGGAUGGGCAGCUCUGCAUCGAGGCGCCACAUCUGGCCCU
This is a messenger RNA of Chrysemys picta bellii (western painted turtle), 597 nucleotides long. Its product is annotated as heat shock protein 30C-like. The record is from RefSeq and is a predicted model, not a curated record. Lineage: Eukaryota; Metazoa; Chordata; Testudines; Emydidae. Gene Ontology annotation, biological process: protein refolding; negative regulation of apoptotic process; response to heat. Gene Ontology annotation, cellular component: cytoplasm; nucleus.